AUGUUGCGCUGCGCCGCUCCAAACACUGGGACAAUUCGUUGGUUUACCUUUUGCUCUAUCCUCGUAUUGAUCAUUAAAUCUGAUAAGCACGGUAGAUUUCUCGGUCAUGUGCCGACUCCGAUUAUUGUCCCCCAGUCCGAAGAUGGUAUUGUAUUCAAGGGCAAGUCAUCAAGUCAUCUUUUACGUAUUACUUCACCCGCCUGGGAAUACGGUAUGAGUUUCAACUUUUUCCAAGCCUGCGAUGAACCCAGCUCACUCCGAUCAUAA
Messenger RNA from Penicillium soppii, 267 nucleotides. RefSeq names its product Phosphoesterase. The record is from RefSeq and is a predicted model, not a curated record. Lineage: Eukaryota; Fungi; Ascomycota; Eurotiomycetes; Eurotiales; Aspergillaceae. The transcript is spliced from 2 exons. The coding region runs from base 1 to 267 and encodes 88 amino acids.